Molecule: messenger RNA, 792 nt
Organism: Acanthosepion pharaonis
Lineage: Eukaryota; Metazoa; Mollusca; Cephalopoda; Sepiida; Sepiidae
Source: the annotation of a GenBank genome assembly
AUGCUGUUUAAUUCUCUCAUUUUCUCUCGUGACACAGCGAAACAUUCGUACCAUGGAUGGCCUUUUUGCACAUGCGCACAAUGCGCCGCCGGCGAACGUUACACAUUAUUAUUAAUGUUAAUUCUCUCUCGCUCUUUCCCGCGCUUUCUCUCUCCCCCUCUCCUUCCUCUCUUGACGUUCAUUCAUUUUUCUUUCUUUCUUUCUUUCUUUCUUUUUUCCUCUCAAUUUCAUUCUUUUUUUCUCUUUCUCAGUCUUUCAUUUCCUUCUAUAACUGAUUACAUUUUUUUUAAUCACGGAGUCGGCGUUCUUCAGUCGAUUAUGGCCUGGUAUAAUUCUGUCUUCAGACCAACAACCCCGGCAUUUGUACGUUGUGUCACGUCUUGUGCGCGUCCCUGUAUUUGUCUCUUCCUUUCUUUUCUUCUUCGCGUGUACUCAUUCUUUGUAUAUCUGGUUGCCGGUCCACCAGGUCUUCCCGGACUUCGAGGUCCUGUCGGUCCAAAAGGAGAUAAGGGUCCCAGAGGCGAAAAUGGACUUCAAGGAAUACCCGGCCAACCUGGACCGAUUGGCUUGACUGGACCCAUGGGCGAUCCAGGAAUUGACGGGAAAGAUGGCGAUAAAGGCAGUACGGGUUCUCCUGGUCCUACUGGUCCCCGUGGAUCAAUGGGACUACGCGGGAAAAUCGGCAUUAAUGGAUUUCCUGGAAACGACGGUGAGAAGAAAUCAGUGGGAGACAUCGUCCUGAUAUGCGCCCUUCCCGCCCAUACGCACACCGACUUUUUCACAGAAAUGUGA